Dothidotthia symphoricarpi CBS 119687 is the source of this 1306-nucleotide messenger RNA. RefSeq lists its product as uncharacterized. The coding region runs from base 125 to 1195 and encodes 356 amino acids. The record is from RefSeq and is a predicted model, not a curated record. NCBI's taxonomy places the organism in Eukaryota, Fungi, Ascomycota, Dothideomycetes, Pleosporales, Dothidotthiaceae. The transcript has 2 exons.
AUUUUUUCGGCAACGUGUCGAAUCCUGAGGAGUUUGGGUUUGCUAGUCAGUACCUUUUCUUAUUUCCCAUAUCCUGUCAAUAUUCUGAUGGGGGUAUUUUAUGGGAUAGAAGACUAAUUAUUUCAUGUGUUGUGCAGAGGGCCAGGUCCAACCUUUCUGGCUUGAUACGUCGGAUGGAGAGAAAUUGUUCUGCUGGCAUGUUCUGCCGCUGGAUGUUUAUCUACAACAUGAGAGUGAGCUUGUGACGGGUGGGACGACGGGGGAGGUUGCUGAGGAGCUGAAGGGGACGGUUGGGGCGAGGUUGUUGGGUAAGGAUGAGGGGGGGAGGGUUGUGGUUAAUUUUCAUGGGAACGCGGGCCAUAUCGCUCAGGGACACCGCCCCUCGACUUACCGCUCCAUCUCAGGCAUCCCUCACACUCAUCUGAUCACCUGCGACUACCGGGGGUUUGGACUAUCUACCCUCAAAAACGCCCCUCACAUCCCCACCGAAACAGGAAUAAUAACCGACGCCAUCUCCCUCCUCACCUACAUCGAAACCACCCUCCAGCACCCGCAGUCCCGCACCGUCCUACUCGGCCAAAGCCUCGGCACAGCCGUAACAGCCGCGAGCGCGCUCUGGGCCGCCGACGCAACAUCCUCCAGCCUCCCUCCAAGCCUCCAAGCCGCAAAAUCCACCCCUCAAUCCAGCCAAGGAUUCGCCGGCCUCGUCCUCGUCGCACCCUUCACAGACCUAAAAUCGCUCCUGCAAACCUACAAAGUCUUCGGCAUCUUCCCCGUCCUACGCCCCCUACGCGGCUACCCCCGCAUCGCAAACUACCUCGCAACCAAGAUCGUCGACGAGUGGCCCACGCUCGCGCGCCUGAAAGCCCUACUCGCUUCUCCCGUGCACAGGAUCAGACUGACGAUCCUGCACGCGCGCAACGACCAGGAUAUUGAUUUCCGCGAGUCCGAGGCGCUGUAUGCGCCGCUGCAGAGUGGGAUGCUGGCGGGUGAGGGGGCGAGCACGACGGAGGAGCGGAGGAGUAUUCAUGGGGGUGAGCGCGUGAGGAGGGGCGCUUUUGCGUAUAAUAAGGCGGAGAGUGCGGGCGGGGACAGGGUGGUGGAGUUGGAGGUGCUGAGGUAUGGGGGGCAUAAUGCUGUGGUGGGGUGGUCGCAGGUUAGUCUUGCGGUUAGGCGGGCGUUUGAGAGUGUGUGAUGGUGUGUAUGUGAUGGGGAUGUGUUGUAUUAUCGCUGUAUUUGGUAUAUCAUGUUGAGUAGUAUUUUGGUGGUGUUAUCUGGCUGUCGUGUCUCGAGUCAGUACUGCGAU